Messenger RNA from Varanus komodoensis (Komodo dragon), 1140 nucleotides. RefSeq lists its product as uncharacterized. The coding region runs from base 278 to 1078 and encodes 266 amino acids. The transcript has 8 exons. NCBI's taxonomy places the organism in Eukaryota, Metazoa, Chordata, Lepidosauria, Squamata, Varanidae. The record is from RefSeq and is a predicted model, not a curated record.
GCCUGGGUAGCAAACAUGGUGCCAGAGCGGGGCUGGACCGGGCUGAACGACGCAGACCACGACGGGACGUGGACGUGGGCCGGGGGCCAGGUGGCCAACCUGUCUUCGCCCUGGCUGGCUGGUGUUCAGCUCACGCCUGGGGGCUGCCUGGAGGUCAGACUCCGGGGAGAGGAGACUUUGGCUGUGUCACCAUGCUCCGAACGGAAACCGUGGGUCUGCAAGGGGACUUGGGCGCCCUGGAGCUCCUGCCCCACAGCACCCGGGUGGAGCGGCUGGAAUGGCAGCUGCUACUUCUGGCAGCCCUCGUCGGUCAGCGGGUGGCACGGAGCUCUGCAGGCCUGCCGGCGGUUCGGGAAGACCGAGCUGCUGUACCUGGACUCGCUCCAGGAGAAGGUACUUGCGGGACGACCCGGCAGACGGCGGCCUGAAGGACUGCGUGUGGCUUGACGCGGGAACCGGGCUGCUGCACGAUGCUCGCUGCGAGGAGGAGAGGCCCUUCCUGUGCAAGGCCGCCGAAGGCCUGGACCGGUUCGAGGAGUGGCCCGGCCGGGGCGUGGCGGGGGACCCGGGGCCACUCUUCCCCUCCGCGGAGGGCCUGGCGCAGGCACGGCAGGCCUGCUUGCUGCACCGCCGGGAGUGUGCCGCCGUCCUCCAGACCGGGUCGGGGUUCUACCUGCUCGCCUCCACGGAGGGGCUUGUCCCCAGGGCGGACUCAACGCUCUUUGUGUGGACCAUCUGCGCAGAGGGCUUCGCUGGCCCAGCCUGCCGCACCACCCUGGCACGUGCGCCCCGGCCGGCCUGCGACUGCAGCGGCCGCUUGCAGACGUCCGCCGGGAAAGUGUGCGGCGUCCCGGUGCAGGCCUGCGUGGACGACUGCCGGCGAGUGACCAGCUGGGCCAACUGCUCCGCCUGCCUGCCUUCCUGCACCGAGGCCAGCGUGAGCCAGCUGGAGCCAGAGCAGCUGGCCCUCGUCGCCAUGGCCAGGUGGAGGAUGUCGCGCUCCCUCAAUCUCACCACGGAAGACAAACAGGACCGGGGAAGCUCCUCCCGGAUCAUUUAUGACACUGGGCACCCGUGACAUGUCACCCACCCGAAAAGGGAGAGCACAGGGCCAAUAAAAGUGUUGUGGGGUUUCUCAUG